GGAUCCCCUUCCUUGCUGGAGCACAGCAGCGCAUAUAUCACCCGGUGGCAGCAGUCCACCUUCCCUGAAGUUUCGUAACCGUUUACGAGGGUAAAUUGAGAGUUGGGAACAGCCCUCUAUUAAGUAGCAGAUUGAGAAGAGGCUCUUCCCACUUGGAGAAGGCAAGUCUUCCCAGACAGACCCCUCGCACCGGGAGCUACAGUAAUCGAGACGCCUCCUCUGCGCUCACUGUUGCCACUGCUGCUGCUCCUCAUUCGCCGCUGCUGCUACUUGCUGCUCCCUCCACAAGGUGCCCCCGGAGCUUCAUCCUUUAUCCUCCUCCCUUUAUCCAGGUCCGACGGCUGCGGCUCCCGCCGCUGCGAGCACCACCGGAGCCAUCGCCGGAGGAGCUGUCCCGUCACCGACCCCGACACCCUGCGGCCACCCCGGAAGAUUCAUUCAUGUUGUUGUGAUCUGAAAGGGCAGAAAUGAAGACAGCGCUGUGCUCGGCAGUCGCUGCUCUGUGUGCAGCCGCCCUCCUCUCCUCCAUCGAGGCUGAAGUUAACCCACCAUCAGACUUGAAUUUUACAAUUAUAGAUGAACAUAAUGUUCAAAUGUCAUGGAAAAGACCACCAGAUGCAAUAGUGGGUUACAGAAUAACUGUGGUUCCAACAAAUGAUGGACCUACUAAAGAAUUUACUCUUUCACCUAGCACUACCCAAACUGUCAUAUCAGAUCUUAUAGCUGAUGUAGAGUAUAUUGUAUCAAUAGCUUCAUAUGACGACAGAGAGGAGAGUCUGCCUGUUUUUGGCCAGCUGACAAUUCAGACAGGCGGCCCAGGGAUACCAGAGGAAAAGAAGGUUGAGGCUCAAUUACAAAGAUGCUCCAUAAGUGCAAUGACAGAUUUAGUUUUCCUGGUAGAUGGUUCAUGGAGUGUAGGAAGAAAUAACUUCGGAUAUAUUCUGGACUUCAUGGUUGCCCUUGUAUCAGCUUUUGACAUUGGAGAAGAAAAGACAAGAGUCGGAGUUGUUCAGUAUAGUUCAGAUACAAGAACAGAGUUCAAUUUAAAUCAGUAUUUCAGAAGAAGUGAUCUUAUUGAUGCAAUUAAAAGGAUACCUUACAAAGGUGGCAACACAAUGACAGGUGAGGCUAUUGAUUACCUUGUUCAAAACACCUUCACUGAGUCUGCUGGAGCAAGAAAAGGGUUUCCCAAAGUAGCCAUUGUCAUUACUGAUGGAAAAGCUCAAGAUGAUGUAGAAAUUCCUUCAAGAGAGCUUCGCAACAUAGGAGUUGAAGUUUUUUCCUUGGGUAUCAAAGCUGCAGAUGCAAAGGAACUCAAGCUAAUUGCAUCUCAGCCGUCACUGAAGCAUGUGUUCAAUGUGGCUAAUUUUGAUGGAAUUGUGGAUAUACAGAAUGAAAUUAUCUUGCAAGUGUGCUCUGGUGUUGAUGAACAACUAGGUGAACUGGUUAGUGGAGAAGAAGUGGUGGAGCCUCCUUCAAAUCUGGUGGCAACUCAGAUCUCCUCAAAGUCUGUUAGAAUCACUUGGGAUCCAUCCCCAAGCCAAAUAACUGGCUAUCGUCUGCAGUUCAUUCCAAUGAUAGCUGGGGGAAAACAGCAUGUACUGAGUGUGGGUCCUCAGACAACUGCUCUGAAUGUUAAAGAUCUCUCUCCAGACACGGAGUAUCAAAUUAAUGUUUAUGCAAUGAAAGGACUGACCCCCAGUGAGCCAAUAACGAUAAUGGAAAAAACACAGCAAGUAAAAGUUCAAGUGGAAUGCUCACGUGGUGUGGAUGUAAAAGCUGAUGUUGUGUUUUUAGUGGAUGGUUCCUACAGCAUUGGUAUCGCCAAUUUUGUCAAAGUAAGAGCCUUUUUGGAAGUGUUGGUUAAAAGCUUUGAGAUAUCACCUCGAAAAGUACAGAUAAGUCUUGUCCAGUACAGCAGAGAUCCCCAUAUGGAGUUUUCUUUGAACAGAUACAACAGAGUGGAAGACAUAAUUCAGGCUAUUAACACCUUCCCCUACAGAGGUGGAUCUACCAACACAGGCAAAGCAAUGACAUACGUGAGGGAGAAAGUAUUUGUUACCAGCAAAGGAUCAAGACCAAACGUGCCGAGAGUAAUGAUUCUUAUCACUGAUGGAAAAUCAUCAGAUGCUUUUAAAGAACCUGCAAUUAAGCUGAGGGAUGCAGAUGUAGAAAUAUUUGCAGUUGGUGUGAAGGAUGCAGUGCGUACGGAGUUGGAAGCUAUCGCAUCGCCUCCUGCGGACACCCAUGUUUACACAGUGGAAGAUUUUGAUGCUUUUCAAAGAAUAUCAUUUGAACUUACACAGUCUGUCUGCCUACGAAUUGAGCAGGAACUGGCCGCUAUAAGGAGAAAAUCUUACGUACCUGCAAAGAACAUGGUCUUUUCUGACAUAACAUCAGAGAGUUUCAAAGUGAGCUGGUCUCCAGCUGGACCUGAGGUUUUGUCCUAUCUCAUUAAAUAUAAAGUAGCAGUCGGUGGAGAUGAAUUCAUUGUUUCUGUACCAGCUUCAAGUACUAGCUCAGUUCUCACCAACUUACUACCUGAAACUACUUAUGCAGUCAGUGUGAUUUCUGAAUAUGAAGAUGGUGAUGGCCCUCCCUUGGAUGGAGAGGAGACCACCUUAGAAGUUAAAGGUGCUCCUCGAAACUUAAGGAUUACAGAUGAAACUACUGAUAGCUUUGUAGUUGGCUGGGCUCCAGCUCCAGGAAAUGUCCUGCGGUACAGGCUUGUUUAUAAACCACUUACUGGAGGAGAAAGGAGACAAGUGACUGUCUCAGCAAAUGAUAGGUCAACUACUCUGCAGAAUUUGAUCCAAGAUACAAGAUAUGAAGUGUCUGUUGUUCCUGAGUAUCAGUCUGGGCCUGGGAAUUCAUUGAAUGGAUAUGCAAAAACUGAUGAAGUCCGAGGAAAUCCAAGGAAUUUGAGAGUUUCUGAUGCUACAACAUCAACAAUGAAGCUGUCUUGGGGUGCUGCUCCUGGCAAAGUGCAGCAGUACUUUAUAACAUACACUCCAGUCGCAGGAGGUGAAACUAAGGAAGUGACUGUGAAAGGUGACACUACCUCUAAGGUGCUGAAAGGCUUGGACCAAGCCACUAGGUAUGCACUGACUGUGUCUGCCUUGUAUGCCUCUGGAGCAGGAGAUGCCCUUUCUGGAGAGGGAGAAACACUUGAAGAACGUGGUUCACCACGUAAUUUAGUUACCACAGACAUAACUGACACUACAGUUGGGUUAUCAUGGACACCAGCUCCAGGAACAGUUAACCAUUACAGGAUAGUAUGGAAAUCACAUUAUGAUGAUACCAUGGGAGAGAAGAGAGUCCCAGGAAAUACAGUGGAUGCUGUGAUAGAAGGCUUGGAGCCAGAGACUAAAUACAGGAUUUCAGUAUAUGCAGCCUACAGCAGUGGAGAAGGAGACCCAGUAGAAGGAGAGGCUUUUACUGAUGUGUCACCAAAUGCCAGGACUCUGACAGUAGACAACGAGACAGAAAAUACAAUGAGAGUUACGUGGCAGCCUGCGCCUGGGAAAGUCUUGUCUUACCGUGUGAACUACAGAGCGCGCAGCGGAGGAAGGCAAAUGUCUGGGAGAGUAAAUGCUCCUGCUACCAGCAUUGUGCUAAAGCGACUCAAACCCCGCACUACGUACGACAUAACUGUGGUUCCAAUUUAUGAUUUUGGACAUGGGAAAUCAAGAAAAGGAGAAGGAACAACAGCCUCUCCCUUUAAGCCACCUCGAAAUCUGAGAACUUCAGAUUCAACUAUGUCAAGUUUCAGAGUAACCUGGGAGCCAGCCCCAGGGAGAGUGAAGGGGUACAAAGUAACUUUCCACCCUACUGAAGAUGAUGGGAGCCUUGGAGAAUUAAUAGUGGGGCCCUAUGACAGCACAGUGGUAUUGGAGGAGCUUAGGGCAGGAACUACCUAUAAGGUAAAUGUUUUUGGGAUGUUUGAAGGAGGAGAGAGCAACCCUCUGGUUGGACAAGAGAUGACCACCCUUUCAGACACUACUACGGAGCCAUUUUUAUCUAGAGGUUUAGAAUGUAGAACCAGAGCAGAAGCUGAUAUUGUGCUGCUGGUGGAUGGCUCAUGGAGUAUUGGGAGGCCAAAUUUUAAAACCAUCAGGAACUUCAUUGCCCGUAUUGUUGAAGUUUUUGAUAUUGGUCCUGACAAAGUGCAGAUUGGUCUUGCGCAGUAUAGUGGUGAUCCCAGGACAGAAUGGAAUCUCAAUGCUUACCGAACCAAACAGUCUUUGCUAGAGGCUGUAGCCAACUUACCAUACAAAGGAGGCAAUACUCUAACAGGAAUGGCCUUGGAUUUCAUCUUAAAAAACAACUUCAAACCAGUUGCUGGCUUAAGGCCCAGAGCUCGCAAAAUUGGUGUUCUCAUCACUGAUGGCAAAUCACAAGAUGAUGUAGUCGCCCCUUCAAGAAAACUCAGAGAUGAGGGAGUGGAACUGUAUGCAAUUGGUAUUAAAAAUGCAGAUGAAAAUGAAUUGAAGCAGAUUGCAACAGAUCCAGAUGACAUCCAUGCUUACAAUGUUGCGGACUUCUCCUUCCUGGCUACCAUUGUUGAUAAUGUAACCACAAAUCUGUGUAACAGCGUGAAAGGUCCAGGUGAUUUGCCACCUCCUUCAAAUUUAGUUAUUUCAGAAGUAACACCUCGUUCUUUCAGACUGAGAUGGAGCCCACCUCCUGAGAGUGUUGAUAGAUACAGAGUUGAAUAUUAUCCUACCUCUGGAGGUAGCCCUAAACAGUUUUAUGUAAGUAGGAUGGAAAGAACAACAGUUCUGAAAGAUCUGCAGCCUGAAACAGAAUAUGUGGUUAAUGUGUUUUCUGUGGUAGAAGAUGAAAGCAGUGAACCCCUGAUCGGCAGGGAAACAACUUUGCCAAUCUCUUCAGUUAGAAACUUGAAUGUUUAUGACAUUGGAUCAACUUACAUGCGAGUGAGAUGGGAACCUCUCAGUGGAGCUACUGGUUAUUUGUUAACAUAUGAACCUGUGAAUGCUACAGUCCCAGCCACAGAGAAAGAGAUGCGUGUGGGACCGUCAGUGAAUGAGGUGCAGCUGGUAGAUCUCAUCCCCAACACCGAGUACACUUUAACAGCUUACGUAUUGUUUGGUGAUAUGCAGAGUGACCCACUCACCACACAGGAAGUGACAUUACCUUUGCCUGGACCCAGAGGUUUAACAAUUCAGGAUGUUACUCACAGCACCAUGAAUGUUGUUUGGGAUCCUGCCCCAGGAAAAGUUCGAAAAUACAUCCUAAGAUACAAAAUAGCUGAUGAUGCUGAUGUAAAGGAGGUGGAACUUGACAGACUCAAAACCAGCAUUACUCUCUCUGACCUUUCCUCCCAAUCACUGUACAAUGUAAAAGUUGUUGCUGUAUAUGAUGAAGGGGAAUCCAUACCAACAAAUGCAGAAGCUGUCACUCAGCCUGUGCCAGCCCCAGUCAAUCUCAGAAUCACAGAUAUAACCACGAAUAGUUUCAGAGGUACUUGGGAUCAUGGAGCUCCAGAUGUCUCUCUGUAUAGAAUAACAUGGGGGCCCUAUGGAAGAGGAGAAAAACAGGAGACUAUCUUAAAUGGGGAAGAGAAUAGUUUGGUCUUUGAAAAUUUGAAUCCAGACACAUUAUAUGAUGUCUCAGUUACUGCCAUCUAUCCUGAUGAAUCAGAAAGUGAUGAGCUCAUUGGCAGUGAAAGAACAUUACCCUUGGUACCUAUCACUACACAAGCCCCAAAGAGUGGCCCACGAAACCUUCAGGUGUACAAUGCCACUUCACACAGUUUGACUGUCAAAUGGGAUCCUGCCAGUGGUCGAGUGCAGAGAUACAGGAUCAUUUACCAGCCUAUCAGUGGGGAUGGCCCUGAACAGUCGACUACUGUUGGGGGACGACAGAACAGUGUGGUGAUACAGAAGCUGCAGCCUGAUACACCCUAUGCUAUUACUGUGUCAUCAAUGUAUGCAGACGGUGAGGGGGGGAGAAUGUCAGGACGAGGCAGAACCAAACCUCUCACAACUGUGAAGAACUUGCUAGUUUAUGACCCAACCACCAGUACUCUGAAUGUUCGAUGGGAUCAUGCCGAAGGAAGUCCUCGCCAGUACAAAGUAUUUUAUGGACCUACAGCUGGAGGUGCAGAGGAAAUGACCACAGUACCAGGAAAUACAAACUAUGUCAUCCUGAGGACUCUUGAACCCAACACACCUUACACUGUAACUGUGGUUCCAGUUUUCCCAGAGGGGGAUGGUGGACGUACCUCUGACACUGGACGCACCUUGGAGCGAGGAACACCAAGAAACAUUCACGUUUACAAUCCUACACCAAACAGCAUGAAUGUCCGUUGGGAACCUGCUCCAGGUCCGGUACAGCAAUAUAGAAUUAAUUAUGCUCCACUCUCUGGCCCAAGGCCAUCAGAAUCUAUUGUGGUGCCAGGCAACACUCGUGAUGUGAUUCUGGAGCGCUUGACUCCUGACACUGCUUACUCAAUAAAUGUUAUAGCUCUGUAUGCAGAUGGAGAGGGAAAUCCAAGCCAAGCACAGGGAAGAACAUUGCCUCGCAGUGGUCCAAGGAAUGUGAGAGUAUUUGAUGAGACUACAAACAGCCUUUCUGUACAAUGGGACCAUGCUGAUGGGCCAGUCCAGCAGUACAGAAUCAUUUAUUCACCCACUGUGGGAGACCCUAUUGAUGAAUACACGACAGUUCCUGGCAUAAGGAAUAAUGUGAUACUACAACCACUACAAUCAGAUACGCCAUAUAAAAUUACUGUUGUUGCUGUGUAUGAAGAUGGAGAUGGUGGACAACUGACUGGAAAUGGCAGAACUGUUGGCUUGCUUCCUCCUCAAAAUAUGUAUAUAACUGAUGAAUGGUAUACACGCUUCAGAGUUUCCUGGGAUCCUUCACCAUCCCCUGUUCUUGGCUAUAAAAUUGUAUACAAGCCUGUGGGUUCAAAUGAGCCCAGGGAGUUUUUUGUGGGAGAAGUGACUUCCUACACAUUGCAUAACCUGUCUCCCAGUACUACUUAUGAUGUGAAUGUUUAUGCCCACUAUGAUUCUGGAAUGAGCAUACCUUUGACAGAUCAAGGCACUACAUUAUAUUUAAAUGUCACUGACCUAACAAGUUACAAAGUGGGUUGGGAUACUCUCUGUAUCCGGUGGUCACCUCAUCGGUCAGCAACAUCUUACAGACUGAAGCUAAACCCAACUGAUGGUUCCAGAGGACAGGAAAUCACAAUUCGUGGGUCAGAAACAAGCCACUGUUUUACUGGCCUCUCACCAGACACAGAAUACAAUGCUACUGUCUUUGUUCAGACCCCUAACCUUGAGGGACCUCCAGUCUCUAUGAGGGAGCAUACAGUCCUCAAACCUACAGAGGCACCAACUCCACCACCUACACCUCCUCCACCUCCCACAAUCCCUCCAGCUCGGGAUGUAUGCAGAGGUGCCAAAGCAGACAUUGUAUUCUUGACUGAUGCUUCCUGGAGUAUUGGUGAUGAUAAUUUCAACAAAGUAGUGAAAUUUGUUUUUAGUACAGUAGGAGCCUUUGAUUUAAUCAAUCCUGCUGGAAUCCAGGUUUCAUUUGUGCAGUACAGUGAUGAGGCAAAAUCUGAAUUUAAACUGAAUACAUUUGAUGACAAAGCCCAGGCCCUGGGAGCUCUUCAAAACAUUCAGUACAGAGGAGGAAACACAAGGACAGGCAAAGCCCUAACAUUUAUCAAAGAAAAGGUUUUGACUUGGGAGAGUGGCAUGAGGCGAGGCGUUCCCAAGGUACUUGUUGUUGUCACUGAUGGUCGGUCUCAGGAUGAGGUGAGGAAAGCAGCGACAGUCAUACAGCACUCUGGCUUCAGUGUCUUUGUGGUUGGUGUGGCUGAUGUGGAUUACAAUGAACUGGCCAAGAUUGCCAGCAAGCCCAGUGAGCGUCACGUAUUUAUUGUUGAUGACUUUGAUGCCUUUGAGAAGAUUCAAGAUAACCUUGUCACCUUUGUGUGUGAGACAGCUACCUCAACUUGUCCCCUUAUUUACUUGGAGGGAUACACUUCACCUGGUUUCAAGAUGCUGGAAUCGUACAAUCUAACAGAGAAGCAUUUUGCUUCUGUACAAGGAGUUUCUCUGGAAUCAGGCUCUUUCCCAAGCUAUGUAGCAUAUAAACUCCACAAAAAUGCCUUUGUUAGCCAGCCAAUACGGGAGAUUCACCCGGAGGGGCUGCCACAGGCAUACACGAUCAUUCUCUUGUUCCGCCUUCUGCCUGAAUCCCCCAAUGAGCCUUUUGCAAUUUGGCAGAUUACAGACAGAGAUUACAAACCACAAGUUGGAGUUGUGCUUGAUCCUGCCAGCAAAGUCCUGUCAUUCUUUAACAAGGAUGUAAGAGGAGAGGUUCAAACUGUAACUUUUGAUAAUGAUGUCGUAAAGAAAAUCUUUUAUGGAAGCUUCCAUAAGGUCCAUAUUGUUGUUACUUCAUCAAAUGUUAAGAUUUACAUUGACUGCAGUGAAAUAAUGGAAAAACCAAUUAAGGAAGCUGGCAAUAUCACAACUGAUGGCUAUGAAGUACUUGGGAAACUUCUAAAAGGCGACCGAAGAUCAGCAACAUUAGAAAUCCAGAAUUUUGACAUUGUAUGCAGUCCAGUUUGGACUAGCAGAGACAGAUGCUGUGAUCUCCCUUCUAUGAGAGAUGAAGCAAAGUGCCCAGCUCUUCCAAAUGCUUGUACCUGUACUCAAGACAGCGUGGGACCUCCAGGACCUCCUGGACCAGCUGGUGGCCCAGGCGCUAAAGGUCCCAGAGGUGAAAGGGGUUUGACUGGAUCAUCUGGGCCUCCUGGUCCUCGUGGUGAGACAGGUCCUCCGGGCCCUCAAGGUCCCCCAGGUCCACAGGGUCCCAAUGGGCUGUCAAUCCCAGGUGAACCGGGUCGUCAAGGAAUGAAAGGGGAUGCUGGCCAGCCUGGACUCCCAGGGCGAUCGGGAACGCCAGGUUUACCUGGUCCACCUGGACCAGUGGGACCUCCAGGAGAAAGGGGUUUCACAGGAAAAGAUGGCCCCACAGGUCCCAGAGGCCCACCAGGACCAGCGGGUGCUCCCGGAGUUCCAGGAGUUGCUGGCCCAAGUGGAAAGCCAGGGAAACCAGGAGAUCGUGGGACACCAGGUGCACCUGGAAUGAAGGGAGAAAAAGGUGACAGAGGUGAUAUUGCUUCUCAGAACAUGAUGCGAGCAGUUGCAAGACAAGUUUGUGAACAGCUGAUAAAUGGUCAAAUGAGCCGGUUCAAUCAAAUGCUGAAUCAAAUCCCGAAUGAUUAUUAUUCAAACCGAAACCAGCCAGGGCCACCAGGUCCACCUGGUCCCCCAGGAGCUGCUGGGACAAGAGGAGAACCUGGACCUGGAGGAAGACCAGGAUUCCCAGGACCUCCUGGGGUUCAAGGACCACCUGGUGAAAGAGGAAUCCCUGGAGAGAAAGGUGAAAGAGGGACUGGAUCCCAAGGACCACGAGGUUUGCCAGGACCACCUGGUCCACAAGGAGAAUCUAGAACCGGUCCACCAGGCUCCACAGGAUCACGAGGACCACCAGGGCCACCAGGCCGUCCUGGAAAUGCAGGCAUUCGGGGUCCCCCAGGGCCACCAGGAUAUUGUGAUUCAUCCCAGUGUGCUAGCAUCCCUUACAAUGGCCAAGGAUUCCCAGGUUUCGGCUAACACAUUUUCUAAGUCGCCAGUGCUGCUUACAGUUUGAAUACAUGAAAAUCCUGUUUCUGAGAUGUUUGCGCACGUGCUUGUUAGAAAAUGAGUCCGUAUGGAUAUUUCACCACGGAUAUGGUUCUUGAACCAUGUUGACCUCAUAGAACGGGGAGAUACUUUUACUAACACAACUCAUGAAUGAGAUAAAGGACAGUUACGUCAAUUCAUUAAGCCCAUUGCAUUUCAAUAAUAAAAUAGACAGUCUUUCUUUUUUAAAAAAGACCUAGACCAUCAAAAACCUCAGUGGCAAAGGAGGCUUGUAAAACUACUAACCAGUGAAGGUAAUGCCAUUAGAAGAGAGACAGAUUUAACCUGGAAAAUGAGAAAUAACUUAUGUAAAUAGUAAACUAAUUGUGGCUUGUAGAUGAUUUGUAUGGGACUGUAUCCACUAAAAUCUGUUAACAACUCUAUGUGAUACUUUUGCAUAAAAGCCUGCUGCUGCUUGCUGUAUGCCAGAAUAACAUCUUUGACAACUUAUGAAACCUACCUGUCUGUUGCUUGUUACCAACAUGUCUGAAUUGGGGCAUAUACCUUUUUUUUUAUGUGUAAUCUUGUUGGAUCUGUAACUGCAGUUAUAAAUACCAAAGUUUUAUAAUAAUUUUUCUUCUGUUUUGCUGUAGUUUUUGGUGUUCCUGAAGCACCAGCUGUAACUCGGUUUGUUACGAGGAACAGCACGACAAAAUGACAUGUACUGUAUAUUGCCGCUGGUGAUAGUUAUGUCUACACUUUCCCAUUCUCACAGAAAAUUAGCAUACACCAAACCCAUCUCUUCAUCUUACCUGCUCCAUGUCUUCUAUUAAUUAUGCAGUUUAAAAUAAAGCCCAAUGCUUAGAUUUACUGAAGUAGCUGUAAAAUAGUAAUUUUAUUUGAUUUUCUGGGUUUUGUUUGGUUUUUUUAAAUAGUUUUAUCAUGAUUUGUCCCUUGCCUAAUUUAUGACUCUUUCUGCACUGUUUUGUGUAUUAUAAAUACAAAGCCUUUCAAGAUGAAUUUAAAACCUUUUAUUAUUUUACUGCCAAAAAAGCAUUCAUGAGCAAAACUGAGAAAUACCCCCAGUGAACUAAAUAUUUAUAUAUUUAUUAUAUGAAAAUAAGGUUGAACUAACAUUAUUGUAGCCAGACUAACUUUCAUUGCAUAUGUGGAUUCAAAGACAUGCGAUAACUAUUAUGUUCAAUCGGACAACUAUUUUCAACCAGAACCAUACGUGCCUGAAAGUGGACCCUAUCAGCCUGAAGGUGAACCCUUUAUAGUACCUAUGGAGUCAGAAAGGAGAGAGGACGAGUAUGAGGACUAUGGAGUUGAAAUGCAUUCACCAGAAUACCCUGAGCACAUGCGCUGGAAAAGAUCACUGUCAAGAAAUGCAAAAACAAAACCGUAAAAGAUCUGUGUGUCUUGAUUUGGUUUUUUUUUUGGUUGGUGGGUUUUUUUGUUUGCUCUUUUGCUGUGCUUGCAUUUGCAGAUACACACAGGGAGAGUGCAUCAUUCCUUUUGCAAUAUGGCUUUCUGGCCUUCUCAUAUCAGACGGAUCCCUGUUUUGUAUCUCGCUUAUGUGGGGAUAGCAAUGUGUGUACCCAAACACUUCAUGUUGCUCUGGAAAUGCUUGUAAAAUACUGUUGCUUAUAGUGGUUGCAUACAGAUUAAGGUGUGCAUUCAGUUAUCCCAGUGCUGCCUUUUCAUUAAAAUAAUGUAAAAACAAAUACAUUAAAAAAAAGAAAACCAAAAAACCAAAACAAAAAUAACCACAGAGCUGUUGCAAAUUUUCUAAGGACUGUCUGCUUUAGCUCUACAUUUUUCUUUUUUUUCAAAUGCAUGUUUUCAGUUCAGUCAGAUCACAGGUCUGCAAUGUCUAGUUAAAAAGAACCGAAAAUUUUCCUCUCCUUCCAGUAUCAUUGUAAUUUUCUUCUAUUCUGAAUUACAAUCUGUGGAGCAUAUACUGCUCUUAUGCAUCUCCUCUAAACACCACAAACAUUAAGUAGCUGAAAUCAUUGUAUCAACUGGAUACAGUUUAAUAAUGCCUGAAAUCUCCUUGUUUGUAGACACAGUUACAUUUAUGCCAAAUUGCAGUCAAUCCUGCAGAGAUGGAAUUGCAUGUUUAUGUUGUAUAUUUAGUAUGGAUUUUUUUUUCAGAAUACAGUGUUUCUUAGUUACCAAAAGCAGUUGGAAAUUGUUUGCAAGACUAUGGAUAUAGAAUUGCUGCUUUUAUAUUUUAACUGCAAAUUGUGAAUUUCACUGCCUUAUAUUAUUUAUUUCUGAAAUGAAAGAGGCAUUUUUCAAUAAAACUACUGAAAAU
Camarhynchus parvulus is the source of this 11994-nucleotide messenger RNA. RefSeq names its product collagen type XII alpha 1 chain (gene COL12A1). The transcript has 66 exons. Gene Ontology annotation, molecular function: protein binding. NCBI's taxonomy places the organism in Eukaryota, Metazoa, Chordata, Aves, Passeriformes, Thraupidae. The record is from RefSeq and is a predicted model, not a curated record. The coding region runs from base 468 to 9665 and encodes 3065 amino acids.